AUGGAGAAGCUAUUGCCGCUGACAGCAGGGGAAAGUGAGCCUAUUGUCCACUGUGGGGGGCAUUCUCACAAGGACUGCUGUGAACGGGUGGUAAUAAAUGUUUCUGGCCUACGAUUUGAGACCCAAGCAAAGACCUUGAGACAGUUCCCCGACACUUUACUGGGUGACCCUCGGCGGCGUGUGCAGUACUACGACCCACUGCGCAAUGAAUACUUCUUUGAUCGCAAUCGGCCUUGCUUUGACUCUAUCUUGUAUUAUUACCAAUCUGGAGGGCGGCUUCGAAGGCCAAUCAAUGUCCCUAUUGAUGUUUUCUUGGAGGAACUCAAAUUCUAUCAGCUGGGGGAAGAAGCUCUCACCAAAUUUCGUGAUGAUGAAGGAUUCAUCAAGGAAGAAGAGCAGCCUAUGCCUGAGAGAGAAUUCCUCAAACAAGUGUGGCUACUCUUUGAACAUCCAGAGAGCUCCCAGGCUGCCCGUAUCAUUGCGAUAAUUUCAGUUAUGGUCAUUCUUAUCUCCAUCGUGAUUUUCUGCCUGGAGACUUUACCUGACUUUCGGGAUGAGAGCGACAUCUCUUUGCCACUUGUCCACCAUCAUUUGAAUAGCAGUGUGAUGCAUGCCCUGCCAACACCAAAGUCUCAUUCUGAAGACCCUUUCUUCAUUGUAGAGACCAUUUGCAUCUGUUGGUUCUCCUUUGAACUCCUGGUACGGUUCACAGCCUGCCCAAGUAAGCCAGCUUUCUUCAAGAAUAUCAUGAACAUUAUUGAUUGUAUAGCCAUCAUCCCUUACUUUGUUGCCCUUGGUACCGAGCUUGCACGCCAGCGUGGGGUAGGCCAGCCUGCCAUGUCAUUGGCUAUUCUCAGAGUCAUCCGGUUGGUGAGAGUCUUUAGAAUCUUCAAACUCUCCAGGCACUCCAAAGGAUUGCAAAUCCUGGGUCAGACGCUUAAAGCCAGCAUGAGGGAGCUGGGCUUGCUCAUCUUCUUCCUCUUCAUUGGAGUCAUCUUGUUCUCUAGUGCUGUCUAUUUUGCAGAAGCUGAUCAUGAAAAAACAAAUUUCAGCAGCAUCCCUGCUGCCUUCUGGUGGGCUGUGGUUACCAUGACGACUGUGGGAUAUGGUGACAUGUACCCUGAAACUAUUGGAGGCAAAAUUGUGGGGUCCCUCUGUGCCAUUGCUGGAGUACUCACCAUCUCACUUCCAGUGCCUGUCAUUGUCUCCAACUUCAGCUACUUUUACCACCGAGAGACUGAUUGCGAGGAUCACGGUCAAUACAUCCACAUUACAACCUGCCCAUAUACCCCACCACCAUCUCCAGAACUUGCUGCCAUCCGAAAGAAGGCUCACAACCAAGAGAAGGCUCAACUUAGGGAGAAACAUUAUGGGGACAAAGAACUUAUUGUGCCCAGUUCAGAGUUUCUAGAUGGCAUGGUGCCUAUGGGCAACUUAGAAGUGCCCAACAGACGUCUUGUGACCCAAGUGUGA
Python bivittatus (Burmese python) is the source of this 1473-nucleotide messenger RNA. RefSeq names its product potassium voltage-gated channel subfamily A member 7 (gene KCNA7). Lineage: Eukaryota; Metazoa; Chordata; Lepidosauria; Squamata; Pythonidae. The record is from RefSeq and is a predicted model, not a curated record. Gene Ontology annotation, molecular function: protein binding; delayed rectifier potassium channel activity. Gene Ontology annotation, biological process: protein homooligomerization; action potential; potassium ion transmembrane transport. Gene Ontology annotation, cellular component: voltage-gated potassium channel complex; membrane.